This is a messenger RNA of Amphimedon queenslandica, 1099 nucleotides long. Its product is annotated as SAP30-binding protein-like. Bases 28 to 1008 code for a protein of 326 amino acids. Gene Ontology annotation, cellular component: nucleus. The record is from RefSeq and is a predicted model, not a curated record. The transcript has 9 exons. Gene Ontology annotation, biological process: regulation of DNA-templated transcription. NCBI's taxonomy places the organism in Eukaryota, Metazoa, Porifera, Demospongiae, Haplosclerida, Niphatidae.
CACCUCGACACACCCCUGAAAACCAAGAUGGCUUUCAUUCCUGGGGUACAAAACUACCAUCACACAGAUUCUGAGAUAUCUGAUAGUGAAGGAGAAGGAUCACCACCAAACAACACUGUACCGGCACCUGGAGUAGUGUCCAGUGGACUCGGUAUACCAUCUCGUCAGUAUAUGAAACCACCAUCGCCUGUCACUUUCAUUCCCCCAAGAAUCUCCUCUGCUCCAAGUACAUGUAUUGGCUUAGUUGGAUAUGGAGAUGAAGAUGAAGAAAUGGAAAUAAUAAAUGACAGUGAAUUGCAUGAUAAUAAUGCUAAUUUACCACAGUCGAUUCCAGAAUCACUCAUUUCUUUAGUGAAAGCUGCUGAUGAUCAUCAGUUGAGUGAAGAAGAUGAAGCUAGUUCUCCAGAUGUUGUUAAUGGAGAUCAUCUUUUUUUCUGUUUAACUGAUGUCAAAUUGCCCCCAGAACAGGCAGAAGGAGUGUGCUCUCAAGCACUACAAGAAAAAAUUUUUCACCUGAUGGAAACAAAGCGCCAACUAGGAUUUUCAUCAUAUGAUGUAAUAGUUAAAGGAAAGAGCUUCAGAAAUCCAAGUAUUUAUGAAAAACUAAUACAGAUGUGUGACAUUGAAGAAUUUGGAUCUAAUUACAGUAAAAAAAGUUUUGAUCCAAAAGAAUUUCAAAAAGAAGAGUUUUAUGAAAAACUAGUUGAAGUUCAGAGAAAGGCUCAUGAAAGCAAGCAAAAGUCUCGAGGAAAUAUUGAGUUCAAAAGUGGAACAAAAAUUCUGGCUCCAACUAAACCAGUGGAUUCAGGUGGUGGUUUGUUACCACUGCCAUCUACAAUUAUACCCACUGCACAAGAUUCACAAAAGAAACGCAAGAGUAAAUGGGACAAUCCUUCAAGUUCAAUGAAUGUAUCAAGUCCUACAAGUACAGAUCCUGUUGUUGGAGCGCAAGCUCUAGCUAAUGCCAGACUUAUAGAUAAGAAUUUGAUAAAAUUGUUCAAACAAUAAUAUAAUAUUAUGCACAUUAUAAAAACUUUUUAGAGUUAAUAUUAUGUAUGCAUGUUAAGUUUUGAAACUAAUCGAAGUUUAAUGGAACUGC